Molecule: messenger RNA, 837 nt
Organism: Fomitiporia mediterranea MF3/22
Lineage: Eukaryota; Fungi; Basidiomycota; Agaricomycetes; Hymenochaetales; Hymenochaetaceae
Exons: 2
Coding region: 1-837 (278 amino acids)
Biological process (GO): regulation of DNA-templated transcription
Cellular component (GO): nucleus
Molecular function (GO): zinc ion binding; DNA-binding transcription factor activity, RNA polymerase II-specific
Source: RefSeq, a predicted model, not a curated record
AUGAAACUUCUAGCGCGUCUUCAUUACAAUACGAACACAGUUAGUGAUGCACCGGAUGUUAGGCAGUCCCCGCCCGAGUCCCCGAAUUAUGCACAAGGAGGCCCAAUCAGUCAUGCGGCUUAUGAUCCAGUGCAUGACGCCUAUGAUCUACCUCGUGUCGAGCCGAAUCAGGCUGGCGAUUACCAAGGCACAUAUACCACCGAUGUUUAUCACAGAGGUGAUCGCAGCGUCCCUCACGCGUAUGAAUCUCCCAGGCGGUACGAAAAUACGACACUCGCGCCAAUUCAGCCCCUUCAUCAUCAUGGCCAUCUACCACAUUCGUCGGUCCAUACGUCCGAAACGUCGAUGUACAGGACUUCCGCACGAACACAUUCUCCGGGCCACAGUCUCCACUCAUUCCAAGUCCAUUCGCAGGCACAACCCGCAAGUUCGUCGUCAAGUACCCUACCUCAUGGAGCGACACACCCGGCACGUGGCGAAGGCGAAUCUGCGCCCUAUCCGUCCCUUCCCCCUCUAAGCAUCCCUGCACAAGCAUCCUCCUCGUCCGGCGAGGGGAAAGGCGGUUCGAAACGGAUCGUCAUGGCUUGCCACCAAUGCCGUGGUCGUAAGAUACGUUGCGACGCGGUUCGCCCGGCAUGUUCUAACUGUGUGCGCCGUCGCGAGGAAUGCCGCUACGACGCGAAACCCAAGAGACGUGGACCCGACAAGGUGCCAGGCUCACGCAUGCGUUCGUGCAAGUCCCGUAAGCAGACAGCCGAAGAGACAUCCCCCUCAGGCACGUUUCGCUUUUGUCGUCACCGUUGUUCUUUUCAAGCUCAACAUAGGUGCCGUCUCUAG